Molecule: messenger RNA, 5990 nt
Organism: Siniperca chuatsi (mandarin fish)
Lineage: Eukaryota; Metazoa; Chordata; Actinopteri; Centrarchiformes; Sinipercidae
Product: gap junction alpha-8 protein-like
Biological process (GO): cell communication
Cellular component (GO): connexin complex
Source: RefSeq, a predicted model, not a curated record
AAUAAAACUUAAUUAGCAUUUUAAUCUCACUAAAGCAACUUUUUAUAUUAAUUGUAUUAUUCUUUAAAUAAAUAUUUAGUUUAAAUGAAUACUUGUUGAUAUUGAUUAUAUUAGGAUGAUUAAAAUUGGCCAAAUCAAUUGUAACUCCCUAAAAACUGAGUACUAAAAAAUCAUCACGGUGCAUAGGAAUAUUAUUUCUGUGGUUGUGUUGCUUUGCACGCACAAAACUGUGUAUAUUAGUCAGGUCAAACAUGACCCAUCAUGGAGCUGUGGCUGUCAUGAAUCAGAGCUGCAGAGUCAGAAUCCAACAAGAAGUCACGUUUGUCAUUAUUCAUUUUAUUCCUAAUAUUUUCAGUUGUAGCGAGGCUUACAGAGUUAUUGAGCAAACCUGGAGGUCAUUUCAUAACAAGAAUUCAAGAUAUUUAGACAGUGGAAACAAUCCUCUUUGGGCUCUGUGGUAGCUUUUCCUCUGUUCAAACAUCUAUGGAAUGAUUCAGAGAUCAAAGAUCGCCGCUGAAUGUUUUUCUCCCCUGAGCCGCAAAAGUUUGACUAACUACCCUAAUAGAGACAUUUCAGUGUGUCCUUUCACUCAGUGGUUCACAUUCUUCACAUUCCAGCUAAGUGACACAGACAGGAUGAUACACAAACACAGACACAAAGAUGGACUCAGUUAUGUUAAAACUCAUAUAUAAUAACAGCAAUGCUUUACUGAAAAUGAAGAAUCGAGAUGCAAAAAUUGCACUGUUUAGAAAGCAUAUAUCAUUUGCGUUAGCAACAGAUCACAAUAAAUACAAUGCAAAAAUAAGCACGCACAAACAAUGUGUAAAUGUUAUUUUCAUAUGAAAAAAACUAAAUUAAGGACAUAUAUGCAUAUUAAACAAAAGUUUGGGCCUGAAUCAUAUGUUACAGCUCAUCUUUAGUUGUGCAGUUAAGUUGUCCUUUUGCUAAUGAGGUUUGCAGAUUCAAAAAUAUUCAUGAGGAAAACAGAAUAUGUGAGCUGUGUGAUUUGGGAGUGAAGUGGAGCGUGAGUCCUGUAUUUCUUUGUACUGCACAUACUAUCAGGAUUGUAAAUUUGGCAUGAAAUGGCUCAACAAAGCCCUGACAUUUUCUGGUGUAAUGAUGAUUAGAAAUCAAAUCAGAAAUUGUCAUUGCUGUUUAAUUUUGAUGUGCUUAAAUUAGCUAACUUCCAAAACUCUCAAAAGCCCGGAAAAGAAGGUGAGAUGGACUAUGUUAUUAUUUACUCUGAAUUCUCCAGUAUUAUACAGUAAAUGUUUUAGUUAGUGAGUUAUGAAUUUUGUUCCAGAUAUAAAUCUGAUUAUGAUUGAAAAACAUUCUAAUUGUUUUUCUUUAUUUUAUUUAUUUCUUGGUAGUAUUGUUUGAAAAUGCCAGCAUGGCAUUCUGGAUCUGGCUUAUAUGAAUUUGUGGUGUCUUGUAAAGCCUGUGCAGGAUGGGCAAAGCUGUAUGCAUGACACAGUAAUAAAACUUCAUUCAAUCAUUCAGACAAUUAAAUAAAAUGAGAAAGAACUGGCCACCACCUCCUCUAAACAUAAUCAGAAAAUAAUUUCCAAGGCUCAACAUGAGAGUAUUUAUCUUAUUUAAACCUUUAUCCUUAGUUGAAAUUGACCUACUGCUGCCUGUACUGAAUAACUGUAUAAACGUCCAGUGUUAAUGCUCGAGGACGUAAACUCUCCUUCAUCUCUGCCUGAGCCAAUAGUUUGUCACUGACCUGCCUAUCUGCUCUAAUGUUGGGCAUGGCAGUACAGCUGGAGGCACAUAAGCUGCUGUUGUAUCUACUGUCUCUGUGCUUCUACAUACAGUAUAUAUGUGUGAGGAAGUUGCAUGCAUGGAUAUGAACUGCUCUGCUGUGGACUCGGUGCCCUGGCAGUACAGUGUCCAUGUUGGUGUGGGAGCCUGAGGCCUGCUCCCAUACAUCCCUGCUCUGGCUCUGUUGAUCCUAUUGUCUCCUGCGUCACCACGCGUCGCCCGGCAAAUAAAGGCCGUCUGGCUCCAAGCUUAAAUAUUGCAGCAAACUAAAAACCAACCAUCAGAGCCGAUUCAUUCACAUCUGCUCAGUGGGGCGACAAGGACGGGGCUUUAGGUGGGAAAGAGGGCAGAAAAAAGUUCACUUUUCCCUGCUGGGUGCCAAGAGAACGGGACAAGACUCAACUUUGCCGGAGCCGCAGCUGUGUGCUACGGACCGAUCAUGGGUGACUGGAGCUUUCUGGGUAAUAUUUUAGAGGAAGUUAACGAGCACUCUACGGUGAUCGGCCGGGUGUGGCUCACGGUGCUCUUCAUCUUCCGAAUCCUCAUCCUGGGCACGGCGGCGGAGUUUGUGUGGGGCGAUGAGCAGUCUGACUAUGUCUGCAACACACAGCAGCCCGGAUGUGAGAAUGUGUGUUACGACGAGGCCUUCCCCAUCUCCCACAUCCGCUUGUGGGUGCUGCAGAUCAUCUUUGUGUCCACACCGUCUUUGGUGUACGUGGGUCACGCUGUGCACCAUGUCCACAUGGAGGAGAAACGCAAGGAGCGUGAGGAGGCAGAACUUAGCCGGCAGCAGGAGCUGAGCGAGGAGCGUCUCCCUCUGGCACCCGACCAGGGAAGUGUCCGUACCACUAAGGAGACCAGCACAAAGGGAAGCAAGAAGUUCAGGCUGGAGGGCACCUUGCUGAGGACCUACAUCUGCCACAUCAUCUUCAAGACACUGUUUGAGGUGGGCUUCGUGGUGGGCCAGUACUUCCUGUAUGGCUUCCGCAUCCUGCCCCUGUACAAAUGCAGCCGCUGGCCCUGCCCCAACACGGUGGACUGCUUUGUGUCUCGCCCCACAGAGAAGACCGUCUUCAUCAUCUUCAUGUUGGCUGUGGCCUGUGUCUCACUCUUUCUCAACUUUGUGGAGAUCAGUCAUCUGGGCCUGAAGAAGAUUCGCUUUGUCUUUCGCAAGCCGGCCCCGGCCCCAGCCCAAGGUGAGGGCUCGGCCCCCCUGCCGCCACAAGGGAAGAGCCUGCCUCCCCUGGCUGUGCCCUCCCUGCAAAGAGUGAAAGGUUACAGGCUGCUGGAGGAGGAGAAAGCUCCCCCCAUAACUCACCUCUACCCGCUGGCUGAGGUGGGCAUGGAGGCUGGCAGAGGGGCCCCACCCUUCCAGGGGCUGGAGGAGAAGGCGGAGGAGGUGCUUCCCAUGGAGAACAUCUCUAAGGUGUAUGACGAGACUCUGCCCUCCUACGCCCAGACCACUGAGACAGCGGGGGUGACUUUACACGAGGAGGAGGCCGAGAAGGUGCAGCCGGCAGAGGCGGAAGCAGAGAGGGUGGAGGAGGUUGUGGAUGAGGAUGUAGAGGUAAAGGAGGUGGUGAACGGGGAGGGGGUAACUCCAGCGGAGGCAGGGAUGGAGGCCACGGAUACGAUAGAAGACACCAGACCGCUGAGCCGACUGAGCAAAGCCAGCAGCAGGGCCAGUUAGGCACUGACUUUCAUUCAUUCAGACAGCAACAUGUUGCAAAUGCAGCAUGUGGCUGCAUACGGCGCGGGUGGGAUGGAGGAUUCUUCUAAAUAUUGGGGCAUCAACAGGACCUUUUAUCUGAUAUGUUGCAUGUUCUGGAUUUUCUCACCAGCAGAAGGAAAGACUAUCUCGGAGGUGGUUGGCAGCAAGGUGAUCCUGCAUUGUAACAACGAGUCAAUCAGCACGCUCUUUCAGCUGACAUGGAAAAAGAACGGGGAUAAUCUGUUCAGUUUCAACACAAAGAAACCUUUACACGUCAGUGAAGAAGCUCUCAGCCUGAAGAUAAAUAUGUCUCUGUCAGUUAGCCAACUGUACGCACUGGUCAUAGAGAGAGUCCAGAAGUCUCACACAGGAAACUACACCUGUGAGACCAACACAGUAAAAGGACCCUGGGAAAAGAAGUGGGAGCUGAUAAUUACAGAGGAAUCUGAAAAUCGGCAUAUACUAGUGAUUGCUGUGGCAGUAGUUGUUCCUUGCCUGUGUUGCCUCAUCUUUUUAAUUGGUUUUAUUGUUCUGCAAAGAGUCUACAAACAGCAUGCAGAAAAUAGAGUUCAUUCUCCCACUGCAGAAAUGGAGCAAACAGAAGAUAUUUAUGAAAACUGCCUGGAAAAUUAUGUUAGUCAACGCCAUGGCUAUAAUCAGCAUUACCAUUACAAAUCCAGGGCUCACUGAUAUGAAGUGCAGUCCAAAAGUCUAAAAGGGAAGGGGACAGCAAAAAGGAAGGGAGUACUGGAGGUUGGUAAAUGAGUGAAACAUUGUUAAACAAGGAUAAACAAGGAGUGAAGUUGCAGGACACAAAAUGAAAACAAUUGGCUAAAAGAGGCCAAAAUGCUCUAUUGAACUGUAGGUCAUUUUCUGUGGGUUUGUCAUGUCAUGAGUGACACCUUUCACAUUACACAUUCACUUGGUCCAUUCUUAAAAUAAAAAUAUUGAUUAGUGUAGCUUUAUACUUUUGUAAAGGAAUGCGUUGACACAGUAGGACUGUGCAACAGAGGAGAUACAGUGGCAAACACUGGCAGCAGCUUUAAAAAGAAAAUACUGCAUGGGUCCAAGGAACAUAGAGCAGCUUUAUCAGUCAUUUGUGGUUAUAUGUGUGAAUUGUCAUAGAUGCUCGACAUUAAAAAAUAACUAAAUAAAAAUAACCCUAUCCCACACAAAAAACCCAGUUUCCGUCAUAUAGUGACUAACGCCUACCUGGCAAUGAUGGGUGGCAACAUGUUUGCCAUCAUAAGACUUUUAGUUGAGUUUUUGAUUGUAAGCUUACUGGUUUAACGAUAUAAUCAUCUGUUAAAGGGCAACUUAUCACUUACUGUGGCUAUAUGUUUGUUGAGUCCAUAAAAAAUAUGCUAAAGGGCAAGACACAAUCCUGAAUCCUUGAAAUACUGUGUGAGAUACAGAUAAAAAUUAUUCUAGCUCUGUUUAAUUAACUAAAACUGCAGAUUAGGAAUCAAGGAUGUGUAGAGUACAAACUGCAAUUCUAGAAAUACUUAAGGAAUUCGUAGUGUUUAAUUAGGAUACAGUUCAAGGGAAAGGCAAAUAAGUAGCUAUACAAAUGAGAUAAUGAAAAACAAUGUUGUAUAAUUCCAAAACAAUUACUUCAAUGAAAAAAUAAAACAAAAUGCCAAAGAUUAUAGCAUAAUAAAGCAAACACAAAAAUAUUAAAGAAAUAAAUAGAGAUUGAAAUGGUGAAACCUAUUAGUGCAUACUUUAAAAACACACAACACACGUGAUUUUAGAAAAAUAGUUGCCUUUCUGAAAUAAAAACCCAUUGUCAAUUUCUACCAGGUGGUUUUUGAAAAAACUUUGUGGGCUUUCUGAGUUUUCUCUGUUUUUGCAGGAAUGUUUUUAUUUAUUCGCCUUUCUUCAUCGUUACAUCGUUGUCAAAAUUGAGUCCAAUUAAAUGUUUUUUAUGCACAUUUAGUUGCUCAUUUAUAUAUUUUAUAAAGGAUUCCUUAUAGUCUUUAGUUUGAAAUGUAGAUAUAUUCAGAUGUAUUUCUUACUCCUUUUUCUACUAUAUAAAGUAUCUUGAGUUGUUUUUAGUUAUGAAAUGUUCUAUAGUAACAAAUUGGCCUUGCGUUGCUUUGCCAAGGUGAAAAGAAACCAGCUGGGGACCUAACUGUUGCACCCACAAAGGUUCAAUUUCAGUAGAAAUAAUAUGUUUUUAUAAUAACAUGGUGACAAGUAAAUUUUGAUAUCAAUUUUUCCAGCAACAUGAAAAAUUGGCUAUGUGAUGAAACUUGAAUGUAUGGUUGUGUACUAGUUUUUGACCACAAGUAUUGCUAAGGUGCUGUGUUUUAUUUGGAAAAUUGGGGAAAAGGAAAAAUAUUACAGUUACUAUCUGCUUUGGUUUUAUGGGUAGAGUUGUGAGUGUAACAGUAACAAGUGAAACAGAGUAGUCUGAUGUGAUGUAACCUGAGAGAGUUAGUUUGUUGGUUUGGGGUUUGUGUUUACUGUCUUGCCAUGUUGCCAUUGAUUAAAGGAGAUUAUUCCAGGAGAA